UCAGCUGUCUUCUUUGGUUUUGGCGCUAUUUACAAAAAAAGGAAAUAAGUUCGUAUGGUAUGGUAUGGUAAAGUGAAAUAGACGUAGUACGCACAAUAUAAUUGCAAAAUAAGUUAUAACAACUAUAAAAAGUAUUGAAGUGCAUUUAAAAAUGCCGGAAUAUAUAAUCGCCGGCAUACCGGUGCAUUUUCCGUUUGAACCUUACGAUGUGCAAACGGCAUAUAUGGAAAAAGUAAUCAGCUGCCUACGCGAUGGCACGAAUGGUGUGCUGGAGUCUCCAACUGGAACUGGCAAAACAUUGAGUCUACUAUGUUCAUCUCUAGCCUGGUUAUUGUCGCGAAAAGCGGAUAUGCAAUCGUUAGUACAAAGGAAUGCAAGAGGUGGAGCAGCAGCACAACAAGCGGUGAAUGAAUUCAAUGCAAUACAGUCGAGAAAUGCCAGCUGGGGCAUACCAAAAAUUAUAUAUGCCUCGCGUACACAUUCCCAAUUAACGCAAGCCAUGCAGGAGUUGAAACGUACAUCAUAUUCUUUUAUGCGCGCUGUAGUUUUAGGAUCGCGCGAUCAAUUAUGCAUUCAUCCAGAAGUUAUGCGAGAACAGGGCAAUUCCAACAAAGUACAACUUUGUAAAUUGCGCAUACAAACGCGCACUUGUUCAUUCUAUAACCGUGUGGAAUCAAAAAAAGACAGUCCCGAAUUAAAAGAACAAUCCAUAAUGGAUAUUGAAGAUUUGGUCAAAGUAGGACAGAAACUUAAAGUGUGUCCCUAUUUUGCAUCUAAAGAGUUGACUAGUGACGCGGAUAUAACAUUUAUGCCAUACAAUUAUCUUUUGGAUCCAAAAGCACGUAAAGCAAAUAAAGUUGACCUGAACAAUACAAUUGUAAUAUUAGAUGAGGCGCAUAACAUAGAGAAAAUUUGUGAGGAAUCUGCAUCUGUGCAAAUACGUUCGUCGGACAUAGCCUUGGCUAUUGACGAUGUGACGCAUGUAAUGAAGGCAAUGAUGAGCGAGAACGCGUUAGAUUUUAUGAGCAAUGACGAACCGAAAGACUUUAAAUUAGAAGAUUUGGCGCUACUUAAAGAGAUGCUGUUGAACCUGGAGAAAGGCAUUGAUGAUAUUGUAGUCGAAAACAAAACGGAGGGGACCACAUUUCCACCUGCUUUUAUGUUUGAUCUGUUAGCUGGAGCAAAAUUCACUCCAGCUACAGCACCUGCAACAAUAAGUUUGUUAGAACGGCUCGUUCAAUUUAUGACUGUUCAGUCUCAAGAUAGCGCAUUUCGAAAAGGUGGUAGCUUCGAAGUGCUUUCGAACCUGCUAAGCGUCGUAUUCGUUAAAAAGGAAGAUAUUAUAGCAAAGGUGCUCAGAAGCUUCAAAGUGCAUGUGCAAAUCGAAGAAUUGAAACAGAACACCAAAAAUGCCGGCAAGGAUGGCUGGUUGUCAAAAGCGUCCAGUAACAGCACAGUUUCCACGAAAUUACCAAAAAUUAUUAACUACUGGUGUUUCAAUCCUGGUUUUGGUAUGGAACAACUUUUGAAUACACAGGUGCGAAGUAUAAUUUUAACGAGUGGCACCUUAGCGCCUUUGAAACCAUUAAUUGCCGAAUUGGCGGUACCAAUUGCACAAAGUCUUGAAAAUCCGCACAUUGUUAAUAAAUCGCAAGUGUUCGUGAAAAUUAUCGGUACUGGACCCGAUCGAGAGCAGCUCAUAUCAAAUUUUGCCAAUCGAGACAAUCCGAAGUAUCUCAGCUCUCUGGGUCAAACAGUGCUAAAUAUUUCACGUAUCGUACCCGAUGGUCUACUCGUGUUCUUCCCCUCCUAUCCAUUGCUGAAUCAGUGCGUAGACGCUUGGCAGGCCAGCGGACUUUGGGCCGAAGUAUCUCGACAUAAACCGAUUUUUGUGGAACCACGCAGUAAAGAUAGCUUUACAACAACAAUGGAGGAAUUCUACAAAAGUAUACGUGAUGCAAAGGGUGCUGUUUUUAUGGCGGUAUGUCGCGGUAAAGUAUCCGAGGGUCUCGAUUUCGCCGAUCGUAAUGGUCGCGCGGUGAUUAUUACUGGCCUACCAUUUCCUCCACUGAAAGACCCGAAAGUGAUUUUAAAGAAACGGUACUUAGAAGAUAAUCGAACAAAAGAGAAUGAGCUGCUAACAGGUCAAGCAUGGUACAGUUUAGAGGCGACUCGUGCCGUUAAUCAGGCUAUCGGACGUGUCAUUCGUCAUCGAAAUGAUUAUGGCGCAAUCUUAUUGUGUGACAUGCGUUUUGCACAACCUAAUCAGGUAUCACAGCUGUCCAAAUGGGUCCGUGGACAUUUAGGCCCAGCACCGAAAAGUGUACCCUUCGGUUCGAUUGUGAGAGAAUUACGUGAAUUCUUUCGAAAUGCAGAUAAAUCUCUUCCAAAACCCAAAGAGCGCAGUAUCGAAUCUCUAGUUAGCGAAACGUGUGAGGAAGCCGGUAUUGUACAAAGUCGUUUCUUUUCUGAUCCAAAGAAGGUACUUGAAGCGAAAAAUAAGUUUACAACGGCACAAACAAUGGCGAUGAAAGUUGAGAAAACCAAUUCAAUCGAAAGUUGGACACCUGAUGACUACAAAAUGGCCGCAGGACGGUCCCAAGAUAGUAAAGUACCGAACGCUAUGGAUUUUAUGAGUCGACUAGACAAUAACGUGAAGUCUAUAGAUUUCAAUAGUGCCAGCUGCAGCAAUUCGCCACGACAUAAUCAAGUUAGUUUAUAUAAACGUGAGCGAAUUUCACCGACAUCCAGUCCAAGCAGCAGUGGGAGUGCAUCCCUUGCUAAUGUUAAGAGAAAACGCUAUAAGCUAGUGAAGGAUACCUCCAUUGCUGAUUCUCCAAACAGCUGCGCUUCUACAUCUCUGGAUGCAUUUGGCUUUAAAUCAAAAGCUAGAUUAUCGCUUGAACCACCAGUGGAAGUGGAAAAACAGGCACCACAGGAACGAGUGGAGUUUUUGCGCGUAUUGCGCAGUUCUCUAUCUCCUGAUGAUUUUAGCGCCUUUACGGCGGCGCUAAUGGCAUAUAGCCGUCAGGAUAAAAUCGAAGAAUUUCUAGAGGUUCUAAUACGAGUAUUGUCCAAACCGGAACUGCAUUACAUGCUGCGUGGCAUGCGUCGAUUUAUAAAAGUGAAUCACAAAGAGUUAUUUGACUCGGGAACUGCUCAUAUUUUGUCUUAACCUCACAUAUGUAUGUAUAUAGAUUAAACUUUGGUCAUUUGGUCUAAUUUUUCUCGACGCUAUAUAGUUGGCGUUUGUAAGCCCAUUAACAAUAUAUAUGUACUUCGUAAGCUACUAUAUUAUAUUUAGUAUAUCAAUUUUUAAACUUUUUGGUUUUACAAUAAUAAAAAAUACAACGCGAUAUGCAGAUAUUUUAAAAAUAAAAACGUGAAAAAUAUGGA
This is a messenger RNA of Bactrocera neohumeralis, 3396 nucleotides long. It is a transcript of the gene Rtel1, whose product is annotated as regulator of telomere elongation helicase 1 homolog. NCBI's taxonomy places the organism in Eukaryota, Metazoa, Arthropoda, Insecta, Diptera, Tephritidae. Gene Ontology annotation, cellular component: nucleus. Bases 152 to 3175 code for a protein of 1007 amino acids. Gene Ontology annotation, molecular function: ATP binding; DNA helicase activity; DNA binding. The transcript is spliced from 8 exons. The record is from RefSeq and is a predicted model, not a curated record. Gene Ontology annotation, biological process: negative regulation of DNA recombination; telomeric loop disassembly; DNA recombination.